Molecule: messenger RNA, 2585 nt
Organism: Polyodon spathula (Mississippi paddlefish)
Lineage: Eukaryota; Metazoa; Chordata; Actinopteri; Acipenseriformes; Polyodontidae
Product: fidgetin-like protein 1
Exons: 2
Coding region: 79-2094 (671 amino acids)
Molecular function (GO): microtubule severing ATPase activity; ATP binding; ATP hydrolysis activity
Source: RefSeq, a predicted model, not a curated record
CACAGUGGUACAGCCGGCGGGAGCUUUGUGUAAGGAGAUACAGGCAAGUUCUAACAGGCUAAGGCAAGUUCAGCGAACAUGAGUUCAGUACACCUGAGUGAAUGGCAAAAACGGUCCUUUGACAUUACAUCUGGCACCUGCACACCUGAACAGAAGGCUGAUGCCUACCGCGCACAUAUUCUAGACAUUCAGUAUGCAUGGGCGAACUCGGACCUCUCCAAUGCCUGCACUGGGAGCUUGUUCAGGAAGUACACAGAGAAAUACUCUGCCAUUAUUGACUCUGACAGUGCAGAGACCGGGUUGAAUAACUACGCAGAUAGCGUUUUGCAUCUGGCCAGGUGUCAGAGGAAUGACAGUGACAAAUGGGAGUCGUCCCUUACAACAGAGAGCGUAUUAAAGUUAAAAUGCGUUCAAGGGAUGAUUGAAGCUGGUACAAAAAGCAGUAAUGCUCUGGUGGCCCCGGCUGACAUGAAUGUAGUAGUCGGUGAUGAAGUCUGUAAUAAUGCAGGUGAUGAUCAUCCUAAAUUUGCUGGCUCCUCUUCAACUAAUAGGCCAUCUAAAAAAACUAGUGCAGUACCAUUAGUCACUCGCACUGGUAUUGCCAAUAUGUCCUCCUUGUUUAAUGACGGACCACUAAAUGCUGGGGUUGCUGCAGCUUCAGUGUUUGGAAACCUGGAAAUGCCUGGUGCGAGUUCGGCCAAACCAACAAUAGGUCCCCCUCUAGCAGUGAGUCAUUGUGGUGCAGGAUCAAGUAAUCUCUAUGCUGCCAACCUGCCCUCCUUGUUCUCGUAUUCUAACUCCACAAAAAGAAAUGCUUUCUAUGGCAUCGCCAGUGAGGACGACAUUGACUCAUUUCAAACCGACGGGCAACGACCGCAAGAAUAUCCUGCCCCUUCUGACACAAGAAGCUACUGUGGGAAUGGGAGACGAGCAGAGGAAAGUAGCCUCACCAGCUUUAAAACUGCCAAGGAGCAAAUGCUUGUGGAACAGCAAAAAAAGUAUGGCAACCAGCCUCAGCGGACACCCGCCAUGUCAUCCUACGGUGGGGCAAAAAAGUCCUUGGGAGCCAGCAGGUCUCGAGGUGCAUUUGGAAAGUUUGUCCCACCUGUAGCAAAACAAGAUGAGGACGAAUAUGGGAGGACAAGAGCCUCAGGAGGUCCUUCUUCUGAACCCAAGCUGCCCGUGGACGAGCGCUUGAAAAACUUUGAGCCCAAAAUUAUUGAGCUGAUCAUGAGUGAGAUCAUGGACCACGGCUCCCCCGUUAGCUGGGAUGAUAUUGCUGGGCUAGAGUUUGUCAAGGCCACCAUCAAGGAAAUUGUGGUCUGGCCAAUGUUGAGGCCAGACCUCUUCACAGGACUGAGAGGACCUCCUAAGGGGAUCCUCCUUUUUGGACCCCCGGGUACUGGGAAGACACUAAUCGGUAAGUGCAUUGCGUGCCAGUCGGGGGCAACCUUCUUCAGCAUCAGCGCCUCCUCUCUUACCUCCAAAUGGGUAGGGGAGGGUGAGAAGAUGGUGCGCGCUCUGUUCGCCAUAGCGCGCUGCCACCAGCCUGCAGUGAUCUUCAUUGAUGAGAUUGACUCCCUCUUGUCUCAGAGGGUGGAUGGGGAGCAUGACUCCUCCCGCAGGAUUAAGACAGAAUUUCUGGUGCAGCUGGAUGGGGCCACCACCUCUGCUGAUGACCGGAUUCUUGUUGUUGGGGCCACCAAUCGGCCCCAAGAGAUUGACGAGGCUGCACGCAGGAGGCUGGCCAAAAGGCUCUACAUCCCCCUGCCUGAAGCUUUGGCAAGGAAGCAGAUUGUUGUCAAUCUGAUGUCUCGGGAGAACUGUCGGCUUGGGGACGAGGAACUCGAGCUGAUCAUCCAGCAUUCUGAGGGUUUCUCUGGGGCGGACAUGACGCAGCUGUGCCGGGAGGCCGCCCUGGGCCCCAUCCGUAGCAUCCAGAUCACUGACAUCUCCACCAUCGCUUCAGACCAAGUACGGGCCAUUGUCUACACAGACUUUAAGGACGCCCUCCAGACCGUGCGCCCCACCGUGUCCUCCAAGGACUUGAAGCUGUACGAGGACUGGAACAAAACAUUUGGCUGCAGCCGUUAAGAGAAACAAACCUGAAAACAACAUAGUUUAAAUCAGUUUUUCUUCCAUAUAUACCAUAUGUUUCUAGUUGAAUACGAGCAAGGUUGUCAAAAUUGUUUUGCAAUCAGUUUUUUGGAGAUUUUUCAAUUUGACCUUCAGGAAGUUUAAGCUUUUUUUAGUAUAUGACUACAAUAGUACACUAGUAGUUCCUUGUUUUCAUCUGCAGUUUAAUUCAUGCUGUCCUGACCCAAAGCUGAAGUAGCCAGCACCAUAUUAACCCAUGGCAGAUUCAGUUUCAAACGUUAUGAUUGAAUUGUUGCUGGCAAGCAAAUGUUUGUGUUGAGUGAAGAAUAUGUAUUUGUCUUACUCUGCUCCUUGAUGCUUGAACCACUUGUAUGCUAAAAAAUAUUCUUUUAUUUUCUGUUUAAUUCAAGUUGUGAUAUACUGCAAAUAGAAACAUAGAGGAGAAACCAGAAGCUUACUUUUUUUUUUUUUUUUUUUUUUUUUUUUUU